AUGGAGGCUCUAACUUCGUCUCUCCUCUCCACGCCGCCUCCUACGCAUCGGAAUAAGCCAUCUAUCGCUAAGCUCAAUCGCUCGUCCGCAUUGCCAGGGUCCCUUCCCCACGGACCCCGUCCCACAUUUCCACCGUCCCUCAAAUCGCCUUCGCCACUAGCCGGCGGUCCCAAAUGCUGGUCGCGAGUACCCGCGCUUCCGCAAGGCUCCGCCGAUGACGCGCGCGCGGCAGAGCGGAGUUACGAUGAGGUGGAAGAGGCGAUUCGGCGAAUUUCCGACGAGCAGGAUCAGCUGAGGGCCCGCGUGGUAGAAGCGUCGGAAGCAGCGUGCAAUGCGGACGUCGAUGUAGUCCGGCCGGUGCUAGGAUCAGCGUCUUCGCAACCGCCGCAGGCGGAGGCGCCGUCCGCGAUGGACGUGCGAUCAGCGGGCGCGAGCUGGAGCUCCUUCCCGUCACCAGAACCCAAUUCUACCUCGUCCGCAUCCCGCCGGAGUCGAGGCCGGGUGCGCGCACCUCCGUCCGCCAGUCAGGCCCCCCGCCUCCUCGGCGCGCCCACCGCGCCGUCCGCGGCGGCGAGACCGGGUCCCGCGCCAGCCCAAGGCGCGGCGCCGUCUCUUUCCGCAACGCUGCUGUCACUGUCGCGGCUGUCGCGCGCGGAGACGAGCGGCACGAAGCGCAUGGUAGCCAUGGUUGCCGCGUGGGACGCCAUCGCCUCGCGCCUCCCGCCCUCCGCUGACGGCGGAGCGGGAGCACCAGGAAGCGCAGCGGGAGGUGGCGGCGUGCAGACGGUCCUGGCGGCGCUGAGGCUCGCGCUGAUGGCGCAGCAGCAGCAGGAAGAGCGAGGAAGGGGCAAGGCCGGGCAGGUGUGGCGGCGCGAGACGGUUCGGGUGGCGAAUGAGGAGAGCGGGUCAGGGGGGGACGGCAGAGACGCGUUCACACGAGGCGUGGCUGUUGCUGCCAUACUCGCUGACUUGCGAAUGGAGCCGGAUGUGAUUGCAGCGGGGUUGUUGUCCGACCCAGUGCAGCGCGGCCACGUCACCUUGCCGCUCGUGCACGCGCACGUGUCCCCCGCCGUGGCGCGCCUGCUGCAUGACUGCGCGCGCCUGCACCGCCUGCCCAAGCGCGUGCGCGCGCUGGACGACGACACCGCCGCCGCCGCGCGCCAGUUCGCGCUCGCCUUCCACGACCCGCGCGCCGUCGUGCUGCAGAUCGCCGCAAAGCUCGACGCCAUGCAGCACCUCUCCGCGCCGCUUGCGCCACCCUCCCCGCCCCUCUCCCCCUCCGCCUCGACCUCCCCCGCGCCUUCCCCUGCGCCCCCCCCAAAGGCGACCCCGCGUCAGCAGACGGAGGCCCUAGAGGCGAUCCAGGUGUGGGCCCCACUCGCGCACACGCUCGGCAUCGGCGCGCUGACGUGGCAGAUGGAGGACGCUGCGCUCCGCCACCUGUUCCCGCGGUCAUACAUGUCCAUCCAGGCGUGGGUGGCGGCGCAGUGGCCGGGCGGCGGGGAGAGGCUGGUGGGGGAGGUGCGGAGGCGGGUGGAGGAGGUGUUGGCGGGGGACGCGCAGCUGCGGGGCGCGGUGGGCGGGUGGGUGGUGAGCGGGCGCGUGAAGAGCAUGUGGAGCGUGAUGAAGAAAGUGCUCCGCGACGGCCGCCCCCGCACUCGCGUCAACGACCUCUUCGGCCUCCGCAUCGUGAUCUCCCCCCGCGCGCGCGCUGGUGGCGUGGAAGGGGAGAACGCGAGGGAGGCGGGCGGGGCGAGGGGAGCUGCGGGGGAAGGGAGUCCGCUGGGGGAGGGGGAGGCGGCGGAGGCGUGUUACCGGGUGCGGGAGCUGCUGUUGCAAGAGUGGCGGGAGGACGCGGCGCGCAUGAAGGAUUACAUCGCGCGCCCCAAGGGCAACGGCUACCAGAGCCUGCACAUGGCGCUCAAACUGCCCUUCAGAGGCGCGCUCGCAGAGGAGGAAGCCGAGGCGCGCAGAGGGGAGGAAGGGGAGGGGGGAGGCGAGGGGGAGGAGCGGGUGGUGGAGGUGCAGAUCCGCACAGCGCGCAUGGAGGAGGAGGCGGUGAGGGGCGGGGCGGCGCACGGGCUGUACAAGGGCGGGAGUAGAGUGAGCCAGGACCAGGUCCGAUCCUUUUACACUGCAAUGGUCUUCCAAAGUGCCUGCCUGUGCUCUCCUCCCCUCACCCUUCACCCAUCCAAACUCCUCUCGUUCGUCCUGUCGUUCCUUCGUCUCAGUCUACCCUCCCAUUCCCCCCCUCGCCCCCCUUCCCCGCUCCUUCCCCGGCUCCCUCACGCUCUCUCCCCCCUUCCCCUGCGCGGAGCGCAGAUGCAGCAGCUGAAGGGGGUGAUGGAGCUGCUGGCGGCGGCAGCGGCGGGCAGCAGGGCGGACCUCGGUCUGGGCCCGCGCUUCCCCAUGGCGCAGCUCGCGCAGGGCGCCGCCCUUGACGCUGACGUGGCCGCUGACGUGUCUGACGCCGUUGCUGCGGCGGCGGGGGUAGGCAGAGAGCGGCCGAGCUGGAGCAGGGGAGGCGAGAGUGAGGAGGUCGGGAGAUCGGAGUGGGAUGCAGUGCGGUUGAGAGAGCUGGAAGGGAGGCAGGGCGACGGGGAACUAGAGCAGGGGAGUAAAGGGCAGGAGAGUACUGGAAAGGCGAAUCAGGACACGGAGGUUAAGCAGGGGGGCGGGAAGGGGCAGGAGGAGGACGAGAAAAAGGAAGCGGAAGAGAACAAGGAGAACGAGGAGGAGGAGGAGGAGGAGGAGGACCAUGACCAUUUCUUUGCAAUGCUGGAUCUGAACGGCGACGGGGUGAUCAGUGUGGAGGAGAUGAGCCAGUUCAUGCAGCAGCUGGGCGCGGGGGACGACAUCAGUCAGCUCUCCGGCAUGGCAAGUCCUGCAGGGGGGGAUGGCGAGGGCGGGGCGGGCGGGCGGGAGGCGGCGGAGGAGCUAGUGGCGCUGCUGGACGCGAACAUGGAUGGCAGCAUCUGCGCCAAGGAGUUCGCUGCGUUCAGACGCCAGGUGCGUGCACUGCACAGCCUAAGGGAGGCUGACCGCCAGUCCCAGGAGCAAACGUCACAAGCGCUCCUAUCCAAGCCAUUCGCCCCCGCCCGCACCACUGCGGCGCUCGACAGCAGCAGCAGCAGCAGCAGCACUACUGGCAGGGACGGGCGUGGCAGGGAUGGGUGGGAUAGCCGUGCGAUGGGGGUGACAGGGGAGCGGUUUGAGGGAGGAGGGGGCGGAGGGUGGGGUGAGGGCAGUGACGAGGAGAGAGAGGAUGUUGAAGGCAGGAGCAAUAGCAGUGGCAGCAGUCCGGUCGAUGGUGCUAGCAAGGCAGGUGCUGAGGGCAAUAUUUCAGAUUCCCCUGACUCCCCCGAGUCCCCCGCGACUCCCCCGUCUUCAUGGGAUGACAGUGUGGACUCUGAUUGGGAGGUCGUUGUUCCCUCCCGCAGCCCCUCCCCCUCCCCCCCCGCCUCCCCCACCGCCCAGUACUUUGACUCGUUCCAAGCGCCCUGGCCCGAGGGGAACGCGGACGGCGCGGGGGAGGAAGAGGUGCUUGGGGGGGACAGGAGAGGCGCGGGCAAGCAGGGGAAUUUGGUGAGGCUGAGCCUUGUGCGCCCAGAUGGGGCUGGUCGAGGGGGGACGGCAGGGGGGCAGCAGCAGAGGGGCGCGGAGAGGGGAGGGGACGGCAGCAGGGGAAGGCAGGGGGGGGUUGGGCAGGCGAGGGGUAGGGCUAGGUUGCAAGGGAGGCAGGUGCGAGUGCAAGGGGGAGUGAUGAAGAGCACGUGGGGAGAGGGAGGGGGUGUGGGGAAGGUUGGGCGCGUGCGGAUGGUGCAAGUGACCCGGUGGGGACAGAGGGACGCAGGAGAGUGGUUGCGGUGGGGGACCGGGAAACAAGCGGGCGGGUGGGAGGGGGAGUGGGAGAGGGAGGGAGAGGGAAAAGGACCAGGAGCGUUGGAGGAAGGGGAGGGGGAGGAGGAGAUGGCAGCGGUGGAGGGGGUGUUGAAGGUGGUGAGGCGGCACAUGGCGAGCAGGUCCGGGGCAGGGCUCACAGCAGCCCGGAAUAUGAUGGACGAGAGCGACAGUACUGCUUCUCCCCUCUCUCCUCCGUCGUCCCUCUCCUCCCACUCGUCUUCCUCUCAUUGUCACUCACACCCUCCGCCUCUCCCCGCUUGCGCCAUGUUUCCCCUCUGUCGUUCCCCCUGUGGGCAGCUGUUGGCGUGCCAUCCCAGCAACGCCAACGUGCUUGUGCACAUGGCUCAGCUCGAGAGACAUGCAGGCAACACGGGGGCGGCGAGGCAGUGGUACGAGCGCAGUGCGCACUGCUUUGAAGCGAGGGGGCACCUGGGGAGGCAGUACGUGCGCGCGCUGCAGGCGUGGGGCAUGCUGGAGGCCCUGGAUGGCCGCAUUGCUGCCAGCCGCCGCCUCUUUGAGCACUCGCUGCAAGUCGCCUGGAAGGCGGAGAGGCGGUCAGGGCAGCAGCAGGUGGGGGCGGUGGUGGUGGGGCUGCACGCAUGGGCCAUGGUGGAGCGGCGAGUGGGCAACUUCACAGCAGCGCGCCACCUGCUGCAGCGCGCCGAGCGCGUGGAGCCAGGCAACGCCGUGGUGCUGCAGGCACGUGCUCUGCUGGAGGCGGCUGUGGGGCACCUCUCUGCUGCAAGGCACUUCUUCAAACGCGCUGCUGCUGCUGACCCUGCCGAUGCUGCCUGCUGGCAGUGCUCCGACUCUCCUCCAUCGCUCGUUCACUUUUCUUUCCUUCUCAGUGCCUUCAGCUUUUCUGUAUCCGUUUACCACUGCCCUGCUGUGAACAUGUUUGGUGGGGCGGGGGGUGUGGUGUGGCAGGCAUGGGCGGUGACAGAGGCGCGGGCAGGGCGUGUGGAUCGCAUGAGAGACCUCUUCACUGCUGCUCUCUCCGUGCACCCCUCCUCACUGCCCACACUGCACGCAUGGGCAUGUGAGGAGGCUCGGUUAGGGUCGGCCCAACCCCAGUCAUUGCAGCGAGCGCGAGACCUCUUCACACGCUGCCUCAACGUUGACCCGGAAUGCUCAUACGCACUGCAGUCAUGGGCAGUGAUGGAACAGAGGGCGGGCAAUGUGGCGCAGGCGCGCACGCUCUUUGACCGCUGCCUGCAGAUAGCACCCUCCUCCGUGCCCGCACUCCAGGCAUAUGCAGUGAUGGAGCGGAAGCAGGGCAAUGCUCUCAAGGCCCGUGCACUGCUGGCGCUCGCCCUCUCACUGCAGCCCAACAAUGCUGCUGUGCUGCAGGUGGCAGCGGAGUUGGAGCAGCAGCUGGGCAAUGAGGCAGCAGCACAGGCGCUGUACGUGCGCACCAACCGUGCGGACCGCAGCGCAGCCAGGAGGCGGCGGCGCAUGUUCGAGUCGUACCGGGACAUGCGGCGGGAGGUGCAGGGCGCAGAGGAGGCACGCGAGUGGAUGCUCAAGAGGCAGGCCAAGCGCCUGCGGCGCAAGCUGCGGCAGAAGCAGCAGCGCAAGCAGGAGCAGCAGCAGCAGCAGCAGAGUGAGCAGCAUGCAGUGGUACUGGAGCAGGCAGGGGAUGGAGGGGAUGCAGAAAGCAGCCAUGAACAAUGGAGGUGA
This is a messenger RNA of Closterium sp. NIES-65, 5583 nucleotides long. Lineage: Eukaryota; Viridiplantae; Streptophyta; Zygnematophyceae; Desmidiales; Closteriaceae. The record is from the annotation of a GenBank genome assembly.